Molecule: messenger RNA, 3477 nt
Organism: Culex pipiens pallens (northern house mosquito)
Lineage: Eukaryota; Metazoa; Arthropoda; Insecta; Diptera; Culicidae
Product: glycerol-3-phosphate acyltransferase 3-like
Exons: 7
Coding region: 281-1765 (494 amino acids)
Biological process (GO): triglyceride biosynthetic process
Cellular component (GO): endoplasmic reticulum
Molecular function (GO): glycerol-3-phosphate O-acyltransferase activity
Source: RefSeq, a predicted model, not a curated record
GUCAAUGUGCUCUCUGUACUCGAAGUUGACGAACGUAUACGUUCUUCGCGCUGUUGAAUACCUCUUCUGACGCCGCCGCCGCCGCUGCAGCGAUGAUUGUAAAAAGUUCACCGUAAAAUCAAAAGAAUCGAGGUGAUGAUUGUAAAGUGACUAAAUUCGGUGCAGUGAAAACAUUGGGGAAACGAGAAAAAAAAGUCACUGCGGAAAAGAUAUUAUCGAAAGAGUUGUUUUUGUUGUGCGGUUGUAGGCUAGGAAGAAACAGGAAAAAGCAGUCGCCGGAAUGGAGGUUCUGGCUUCGGUCAGCUCGGUUCUAUCGAUGUUCGCGUUAACUCCCGUCAUCAGCCUUAUGUUCUUCAUUAUAUUUCUGGCCUCGAUUGGGAAAUCCUUGGGUGUGCGCCGGAUGUACGUGAGCCUACUGGUGAAGAUUUUUGAGUAUGGCCGUCAAAAUAUCGAGUCCAUCCGGAAGCAACAGUUUGCCAACCUGGACACAUCGGACACGGAUGACGGCAGCACCCAAGCUGGCAAAGAAACCGCCGAUGCUGGUUCCGAGGGCGACAAACCGGACUGCGCCAGCAAACUCAACGGUAACGCCAACAAGCAUCUCUCGAACGGUGAUCUCGCCAACGGAGGCAACUCGGUCAUAAGUCGUGUUGAGUCGCUUAUUCUGCUGCCGGACGUCGACGGCACCCGGAGCAAGAGCCGCGAAUCGAAUCACGAGGACGGGCAAAAUGACUCUUUAGAGUUUAAAUUAUCAAACUGUUUGGAUUACGUUAAAUCCGGAAUGGAAGCAAUCAUCGAAGAUGAAGUGACAAGUAGAUUCGAGGCAGAAGAGCUGAAGAAUUGGAAUCUGCUCACUCGCACGAACCGGCAUUAUGAAUUUAUAUCGUUGAAACUAACCAUUAUCUGGGUGUUUGGGUUCUUCAUUCGAUAUGUUAUUCUAAUGCCAAGUAGAGUAUUUAUCUGUUUCGUUGGGGUCGUCUAUUGCGUGAUAGGAUUUGCCAUUGUCGGCAUAAUACCCCAGCGGAAGCUGCGAGUGCGCGCGAAUGAUUAUGUGUUCAAACGUACGUUCCGCAUAAUCUGCCGCUCCUUGUCCGCGGUGAUUAGAUUCCACAACGCCCAGUUCAAGCCAAAAAAUUGUGGCUUUUGCGUCGCGAAUCAUACGACUCCAAUUGAUAUUGCAAUUCUUUCAACAGACCACUCCUACUCUUUGAUUGGGCAAAGACACGGCGGCUUUUUAGGAGUAUUGCAGCGAGCUCUGGCACGGGCUUCGCCACACAUCUGGUUCGAGCGUGCGGAAGCAAAAGACAGAAUGGCAGUUGCUAAAAGACUGAAAGAGCACGUGUCGGAUCCUAACAAUCCACCGAUUCUGAUUUUCCCCGAGGGUACUUGCAUCAACAACACUUCUGUAAUGCAAUUCAAAAAAGGAAGUUUCGAAGUUGGAGGUGUGAUCUACCCAGUUGCGAUAAAAUACGAUGCACGGUUCGGAGACGCGUUCUGGAACAGCUCGCGAUAUUCGAUGAUGCAGUAUUUAUACAUGAUGAUGACAUCGUGGGCAAUAGUAUGUGAUGUCUGGUAUCUUCCUCCGAUGACGCGCGGAGAGGACGAAUCCGCGAUCGACUUUGCCAACCGGGUGAAGGGCGUAAUCGCGAAACAGGGCGGUCUGGUCGACCUGGUGUGGGACGGCCAGCUGAAGCGCAUGAAGCCAAAGAAGGAAUGGAUGGAGAAGCAGCAGGAAGAGUUUACCAAACGACUCAAGGGAGAAUGAGUCACAACAACCAAGGCGAAGUACGGAGACACAGGUUGACCCAGUCAAGCAAGAAUUUCAAUUUAUGCCAAUAUGCUCGAUAUCAUGUGCAUGUGCAGCUUUCUGCUAUCAUUUUCGAGAGUUUACGUGAAUUUUUAUUAUUGUAGAAUAAAUACUCUAUCUUCAAAUGCGAAAUUUCAGGGACAAAUAUUGCAAAUGACCUGUUUUACAGACAUCUAUCGAAUUUUAAUCAAUCCAGCACCCGAAAAGUUAUCUGUGAUCUUUGAAAAGGGUUGCUAUAGUAGAAUAAACUCUACAAUUAUGUCGACGCACUAGUAUGCUAAUAUUUACAAGCACUAGAAAACAAAAUGUGACUCGUUGAAAGCAUUGCACAACACCGAAUUUGGGCCUAAAAAUACUACUUGAAAAAACUACAAUCUGAAUUAAGAAAAAUAAACUAUGCUUAUCCAUAAUUUCUCGGAAGUUAGGAUUCCAGCUUGUUGUGCAGUGUAACAUCAUUUUAUAGUUGUUUGAUGCCUGAUGGACGUUUUUUCAAUUAUUUCAAGACAAAAUGAACCUUUUCGCGCCCCCAAUUGUGGAUUAACCAAAUAAGAAUCUGAUACUAUUCAGUAACUCUCUACCUACCUGGGCUAUUCUAGCUUUCAAUCAAACCUGAAAUUUUCGAUUCGAUUGAGAAUUUGAAAAAAAGCUCUAUAUAUUUUUUUCUCUGCUUUAAACUAUUUUCUAAAUUUUCAUCUUUCACGUGAAAUUAACAAUUAAAAUAAAUACAGAACCAACGUUGUCUGUUGUCGAUUAUGCAUUAGUACAGCUGGUAAAGCCAAUUGAUGUUGUGGGUCCUAAUUUGCACUAAAUAGAAUAACUAAGUGAUAUGCGCAGUCUAAACCUCAACAUUAAGCUUUUUUGAAAAUGCGGCAAAGCCCUAUGUAUUAUAUCGUUUAGUACACACCACAUAUUUGACUCAUUGUAAUAUAUGAAAUAGAGAAAUUUACUAAAUAAGACUGAACAAAACUAUUUUUGACUAAGAUUAAUGGCAUGGUCGCUGUGCGAGUCGAGCAACUGAUAAUUCAUCGAAAACAAAAAGCGGUGGAAGGCUUAGUGAUAGUAUUUAGCUUUUUCGGUGCAUUUAGUUUACGGGCACAAUACCAAUGUGAAUUUUUCAGUUUUGUUUUAGUUACAAAAAAAUAGUCACAAUACGUCAAUUUAUACGAUGCUGCAAAACAAGAAGGAGAAAGAGAGAUGGACAAUCACACACCACAGCUUAGUUUGGUAACAAAUCGGUUGUAAAUUUAUCAAAUUUUAAGCGCACAAAUCAAAAGACAGACAACUCAGUGUUAUUGUGCAGAUCGCGAUUUAAAGAAGGCGUCCAUAUUCUCUACAAGAAAGACAGUAGUUCCUCCAGCCAAAUCUUAUCACGAAAUUGGGUAGGUUUCCUUCAAAAAACCUUCAUCAUAUUUGCGGGUAGAUCGUUCCAGUUGUAAAAAAAGAAGUCAAAUCAGUGUUUUAACAAUAUUCAAAUCACAAAUAUUGUGUAGUGCACCAUCGUACCUACUAGGAGUUGUUUGAGUACAUGAUUUCAAUUUUCAUUCUUCAAAAGAACGGCUGCCCAAACCAGUCCUAUUACAGCAGUGUAGACUUUCCAGUGCUCCAGUAAGUAGUGACUACGAUAUUCGGUUCGAGCCAUCGAUUGAAAUAAAAAUAAGAUUUUUGUUAAA